Messenger RNA from Acipenser ruthenus (sterlet), 2189 nucleotides. Its product is annotated as gap junction beta-7 protein-like. Lineage: Eukaryota; Metazoa; Chordata; Actinopteri; Acipenseriformes; Acipenseridae. Bases 217 to 1098 code for a protein of 293 amino acids. Gene Ontology annotation, cellular component: connexin complex. Gene Ontology annotation, biological process: cell communication. The transcript has a single exon. The record is from RefSeq and is a predicted model, not a curated record.
AAUCUGAAUAAAAUAGUUCUACUGUAUAUUGUAGGCAUACUAUAAGACACUUAAUAAAGUGUUUAUGUUUCACAUUCUACACUGUUAGAAGCUAUACCAGUCUGGAACAUCUAUCAUCAAUAAUAAAUAUAUAGUGUAUUUAUGUAUACAAACAUCUUUAAAUAACUAACAGUUAAAGCUGUAUGAUGAUGGCCUGUAAUUAUUUAAUAGUUACAUAUGUCAGAAGGACAAAUCCAGAACAUAGAAAAGUUGCUGUGUGCAGUUACCUGUUGCUUCAGUUGUAUAAUUGUACCCCUCCUUCUGCAGGCACUCCUCCCAAAACGAGCGGCGACAAUGAACUGGAGCUUUCUCCGAGAUAUCCUGAGUGGAGUGAACAAGUACUCCACGGUGAUCGGGAGGAUCUGGCUGUCCGUGGUCUUCAUAUUCCGCAUCCUGAUCUACGUGGCAGCGGCGGAGCACGUGUGGAAGGACGAGCAGAGUGGCUUUGUGUGCAACAUCAAACAGCCAGGCUGCGAGAACGUGUGCUUUGACUACUUCUUUCCCAUCUCCCAAAUCAGGCUGUGGGCCUUGCAGCUCAUCAUGGUUUCCACCCCGUCUCUUUUGGUUGUGCUUCAUGUGGCGUACCGUCAACACAGGGAGCACACGCACAGGAAGAAGCUGUAUGUGGAUACAGGGACGAUGGAUGGGGGUCUUUGGUGUACCUAUCUCGUCAGCCUCCUGUUCAAGACGUUCUUUGAGGUGGGCUCCCUGCUGGCAUUUUACUAUCUUUACAGUGGCUUUACUGUGCCUCAGCUGCUCCAGUGUACAAUGAGCCCUUGCCCCAAUACAGUCGACUGCUACGUUUCCCGGGCAACCGAGAAAAUGAUCUUCCUUUACAUCAUGGGCUCCACUUCCAUCUUGUGCAUCGCACUAAAUGUGUGCGAGAUGGUCUACCUUCUACUCCAGCAGUGCUGGAAAUGUUAUUUUAAGAGGUACGUCCCGGUCAUGGAGGAACACCAGUGCCACUGUGCAAAGCCCAGGCCUUUAAACAGCAGUGCAGCUGCAAUCCCUGUGCCCCUGAAGGUAGACUCCACAAACUCAAGCUUUCAUACAUUAUAGAGGAAAUCUUGCUCGUGUUUUAGUCUUCUAGUGGGUUUGCAUCUUUUAAAUUUGAACUUGACAUAUUUGAUAUCAGUAAUUUACUGUCCUCUAUGCUAAACCACACAACAGUGGAAACUCCCAAUGUUGAAACACUUUUUCAUCCAUUUAAAGUACCUUUCUUCUGUUAUCAGUAAACACAGGGCAGCAUUAACCUGCAAGACCAGGGUAUGUUUAGAUUGCUUUUUUCUCUCUCAUUUAAGGCUUCAAUUAUACAUGCAUUUCCUCGGUAUGGCAUGAUUUCCUGACAGCUAUAUAAAUAUUGUCUAAUGUAGUCAUAGUCUUGUCCGACUACCCUCCAUGACUUCUUUGAAGUUACUUCGAGGAUGGAUACAAACAGAUCACGUUUAUAAUACAUGCACGUGGAUAUAUAGCUGGUAAAACACAGGUAGCACUUGUAAGGGGAGUAGCUGCUAGAUCACAGCAGGUGCUCGUGGGUUACCACAGGGAUUGGAGCUGGAAACCUGCUCUUUCUAAUCUGCAUAAUAAAUGACUCAGAAAGGGGGGUAAUCAGCAAGAUUGUAAAAGUUGCAAUUGACACAAAGCUGGUGGGAGUGUCCGACUCGUAUGCAGUGGCUCAGGAAAACCAACAGGAUUCAUGCUGCAUACAGAACUAUGUUAAAACAUGGCAAAUGUAAUGUUAAGAAGUGUUACCUUACCCAGCAGCAGCAUGUCCAAACCCCAUGAGAGCUCUAUGGAACUAGGAAUACAUCAAGAUUGGUUUCAGAAUACGUUUCUAUCUGCAGCUUCCUGAACUAGGGGGCAUAAAUGCAGGUUAAAGAAACUCAAUAGAAACUAUUGUUGGAUGUCAUUCAAGAAAUUUAAAGAAAAAAGGUGCAAACUAGAUAGGAUUGUUCAGGAAACUCUGGGUUUUGCUCUAAAAAAAGCACAUACAUACUUAACAUACAAAUACAUUUUAAAAUAAAAUAUAUACAUGUCUUAUAUUUAUUGGAUUGGUUUUAUAUAACUGUAUAUGUGAGUCUUGAUAGAUAGAUAGAUAGAUCUAGAUAGAUAUUGUACCAUAUUAAUUUUAUUUGCUUCUAAUUGUACCA